Molecule: messenger RNA, 804 nt
Organism: Gregarina niphandrodes
Lineage: Eukaryota; Apicomplexa; Conoidasida; Eugregarinorida; Gregarinidae
Product: proteasome subunit alpha type
Exons: 1
Coding region: 1-804 (267 amino acids)
Biological process (GO): ubiquitin-dependent protein catabolic process
Cellular component (GO): proteasome core complex, alpha-subunit complex; proteasome core complex
Source: RefSeq, a predicted model, not a curated record
AUGAGUUCUGAUUACGGGUUCAGUUUAACGACCUUUUCGCCUACGGGGAAGUUGGUUCAGAUUGAGUAUGCUUUGAAUGCGGUAAAUAAGCAGGGUCGACCGGCAUUGGGAAUUCAGACUCGGCAAGGUGUUGUGAUAGCGGCUGAGAAGAAGGUGGGUAGUAGUAUUAUUGAUGAGGCAAGUUUGAGUAAGGUGGAGUUGAUAGAUGAGCAUAUUGGAUGUGUGUACGCCGGAAUGCCUGCGGAUUUUCGGGUGUUACUUGCUCGAGCUCGUAAAGAAGCGGCAUUUUACAAACGUGAGUUUGGCGAACCUAUACCUGUGGCUAGGCUGGUUAGUGCACUAGCAGACGUCAUGCAAGAAUUCACCCAAUCUGGUGGCGUACGUCCUUUCGGCUGCUCUCUUUUCGUUGCAGGUUGUAAUCAACAUCAAACUGCCGACCUCGCGGCACCCGCCGGAACACCUCAACCUCCCCACCUCGACAAUGACCAGGACGACAACGAACAAGACCUAGCACACGGAGCCUGUCGCCUCUACCAGGUCGACCCUUCAGGCACUGCGUUCGGCUGGAAGGCUACCGCCGUUGGAAAGGACUCACAGAACGCGAAAACAUUCCUCGAAAAAAGAUACCGAGUCGAUAUGAGCGUCGAAGAUGCUAUUCACACUGCCCUACUCACCCUCAAGGAACUCUGUGAAGGCAUCGUAACUGAAACUAACAUUGAGGUCGGCGUCAUCGAUAACGAAUCUAUGAAAUUCAAAAAACUGAGACCCUCUGAGGUCAAAGACUACCUACGCGAAGCCGAGUAA